AUGACCGUCACCUAUACAGCCCGAGUGGCGAACGCCCGCUUCGGUGGCUUCUCACAGCUGCUGCUGCUGUGGCGGGGGAGCAUCUACAAACUCCUGUGGCGCGAGCUGCUCUGCUUCCUCGCGUUCUACAUGGCGCUGAGCGCCACCUACCGCUUCGUGCUGACCGAAGGGCAGAAGCGCUACUUCGAAAAGCUUGUUAUUUACUGCGACCAGUACGCCAGCCUCAUCCCGGUCUCCUUCGUGCUUGGGUUUUACGUGACGCUGGUGGUGCACCGCUGGUGGAACCAGUACCUAUGCAUGCCGCUGCCGGACGCGCUCAUGUGCGUGGUGGCGGGCACAGUUCACGGACGUGAUGAGCGCGGCCGUCUCUACCGACGCACGCUUAUGCGCUACGCCGGGCUCUCUGCUGUGCUUAUCCUGCGCUCAGUCAGCACUGCGGUCUUCAAGCGCUUCCCCACAAUAGACCACGUGGUGGAGGCCGGAUUUAUGACCCGCGAGGAACGCAAGAAGUUCGAGAACCUUAAUUCGUCCUACAACAAGUACUGGGUGCCCUGCGUCUGGUUCUCCAAUCUGGCUGCGCAGGCUCGGCGCGAGGGCCGAAUCCGUGACAACAGUGCCCUUAAACUGGUGCUCGAGGAGCUGAAUGUGUUUCGGGGCAAGUGUGGGAUGCUCUUCCACUAUGACUGGAUUAGUGUACCUCUUGUUUAUACCCAGGUGGUGACCAUCGCAGUGUACAGCUACUUCCUGGCUUGCCUGAUUGGUCGCCAGUUCCUGGACCCAGCCCAGGGCUACAAAGACCACAACCUGGAUCUGUGUGUGCCCAUCUUUACCCUCUUGCAAUUCUUCUUCUACGCUGGCUGGCUCAAGGUAGCGGAGCAGCUUAUCAAUCCCUUUGGAGAGGAUGAUGACGACUUUGAGACCAACUUUCUGAUAGACCGUAACUUCCAGGUGUCGAUGCUGGCAGUAGACGAGAUGUACGACGACCUGGCGAUGCUAGAGAAGGACCUCUACUGGGACGCUGCUGAAGCUCGCGCUCCCUACACAGCGGCCACCGCCUUCCUACUACAACAACCCUCUUUCCAGGGCUCCACUUUCGACAUCACGCUGGCCAAAGAGGACAUGCAGUUCCAGCGGCUGGACGGCUUGGAUGGGCCUUUGGGAGAGGCACAGGGGGACUUCAUACAGCGCCUCCUGCCGGCGGGCCCGGGUAUGACCGGGACAGGCCUGUUGGGCCGGCGCCUGUCGUUGCUAAGGCGCAAGAACAGCUGCGUGUCCGAGGCGUCGACCGCUGCCAGCUGCGCCUGUGCGGGCGCCCCCGAUGGCUCGGCCCCAGAGUGCAGCUGCGGGGACCCCCUGCUAGACCCCGGUCUGCGGGAACCAGAGCCCGAGCCCCCACCUCCUGCGAGUCUCGAGCUGCCUGUCCCCCUCCCUGGGCUGCCCGCCGAGCCCUUCACCUCCUUGCCUAUGCCUGGGCCCCGGGGGCCUGCGCCGCCCUGGCUGCCAAGCCCUAUUGGCGAGGAGGAAGAGAAUCUGGCCUAA
This is a messenger RNA of Otolemur garnettii (small-eared galago), 1539 nucleotides long. It is a transcript of the gene BEST2, whose product is annotated as bestrophin 2. The coding region runs from base 1 to 1539 and encodes 512 amino acids. Gene Ontology annotation, molecular function: chloride channel activity. The record is from RefSeq and is a predicted model, not a curated record. NCBI's taxonomy places the organism in Eukaryota, Metazoa, Chordata, Mammalia, Primates, Galagidae. The transcript is spliced from 9 exons.